Messenger RNA from Menidia menidia (Atlantic silverside), 2171 nucleotides. The record is from the annotation of a GenBank genome assembly. Lineage: Eukaryota; Metazoa; Chordata; Actinopteri; Atheriniformes; Atherinopsidae.
AGGAAUCCACCAAGUUUAUCAGGAAGAUGUCCGCAUACUUCGAGGUGUCUAGUGUCUCUAAUAUUCUUUCUUGCUCGGAAGAGGAGAAAAGGACGGAGAAAGCGAGUAAGCUUAAUCAGGCAGCUGUGUCCUCUACUGUCGGCUGUAAACAGAAGAGGAUAUUUGCUCCGAGGAGUCGCACAACCUGAAGAGCUGCUGUGGGAUUUCCAACUCCUUUUGGUGAUUGAUAGAUGGAAUAAGAAAUCCCAUUUGGAAGAAGGAUUGAAAAGAAAAGGAAAGAAGAAAUGAGGGGAAAGGGAGAAGUUUAUCGUGCCUGCUUGCUGUUUCUGGCUGUUCUUCAAAUCGGCUCACCUUCCUCAGGUCAAGACAGCACCAAUACCACAAAGCCUGAGGAUCUCGGUGACGGUGGGCGCCCCAGUGAUGUCACAGUGGCUGUGGGCGAGCCUGCAGUGUUCAGCUGUAGAGUGCCCACAGCCUCUCAGAAUGUCACAUUCACUUUCUAUGGGAGCCAUGGGAACUACAGCCUCACCUGCCCUCAUGGCCACUUUGAAGAUGUUCCCCAGGCUCUCUAUGGAAGCUGUGAUGAGAGGAACGGAGAGACUGUGGCUGUGUGGACCCUAAAGGGAACCUCUUUCUCAGACAAUGGCACAAGAGUGGUGUGUCAGCAGAGAAACAAACUUGACGAGCCCUCUGCAGUCCUACAUGUUUAUGACAGCGAGGCCAGCUAUUACACCCUUGUUGGCUGUGUAAUUGGUGGUUUCUUUGGGAUCCUGUUGGUGUUUGGUCUGCUGUUCAUCACGCUGCAAAGAUCUAAAACCCUCCAGCGUGCCUUGUGUCUGGAUGGAGACGGAGAAGAUGACAUGGACACCAUCAUCACAAAAGAAUAAAACUAUUGGUUGAUUACCAAUUUACUUAAUGAAAACAUGUUAAUUAACUUUGAUAUAUAAUAUUUGAUUUUUUUUCGUUGAUUUUUUUUCUAUGAUAAUUAUCAAUCAUAAUUCAAGUUUGAAUCAAUGCAGAUUACAUGACUCUCACAAGAAACAGAAAGCAGUGGUUUGCGCAAAUAAGGAGUGGUCUGCGGUCAGAGAGUUCCAAGUUUGAAAAGUCAGGGCGGAAUUCAAGAGAGAAUUUUUUUCAUCUCAAAAAUAUCGAAGCAGUUUGGAAUAGAGCUUCACUGUGGAUUUUCAUACAACAUCCCCUUUCCUUCACUGUGAUUGAGUGGGUCUACUCCAUCCCUUUGCCUUAAACCACUGUGACAUGUUUGGUAGUUUUGGGGAGUUUAGAUGGCAAACAUUUUUCACCUGCCUUUUAAGAUCCUGGCUAGCUUUUAGCUUAGCUUCCUUCACACUGACACCACUCUUACUGAACCAACUGACUUUUACAAGUACAUCAUAUCAGUCCAAUUUAAAAAGACUAAACACAUCUCACUUUAAUAUUUCUAAACUGCACAGUCACUAUUUGUCCACUUGGAGGUGACACUUUCACAUCAAGAGAAUGACUGUUAGGUCAAACAUUAGGAUGGCCUCCUGAGUUUGACAUGAUUACAUGAAGGCAAAAAUACCAAAUAAAUUUGUGUCAAGCUAUUAGUGUUCCCUCACUCAGAAGUUUAUGUUUAUUCGGCAUUGUUGUUUGUGCAUUUAUUGCUUAUUAAAGUUAUUUUUACACAUCCUAGAAGUAAAAUUAUGUAAUUUAUUAGUUCUGCUGCCAGCUGAUCCUGGAUAUGCUGCCUAUUCUUGAGCGUUUGAACCUCUCUGUAGAAUACUAAAUAAAUGAAUGAUUGAACAUAUGUUCUAAUUAUUUGUAUGCAUUUUUUAUCCAAGCAAGGUGCAUUACUGCUUAUGCUUUUUGAGUAGUGACAAAUAUGUAUGUAUCAAUAGAGUCUAAUACAUUACAAUUUUCUUUACUUCAGCUUGAAUGAUGAACAUAAAUGAGCACAGUUUGAUGGCAACCCUCUUUCUUUGCUUCCCCCUGGUGGUGACCUCAUGCGUGUGUGUUUGGGGAGAUUUCGAUAGACAUCAAGCGUCUUAUCCUUCUGCCUUUACUUACACUACGCAAGACAAGACAGGUUAGACUGAGGUUUUCACUCCAGCCUACUGCUGUAACUUUGUCUAGACCCCCCCACCCCCCCCCCCCCCCAGUCCUUUAAGAGGCUAUUACGGGUGAACAUGUGG